AUGGAUGUGGUAGGGGAAAACGAGGCCCUGCAGCAGUUCUUUGAAGCUCACGGGACCAGUGACAGUCUGGGGAACCCGACGCUGGAUACAAGUCUGCUGGAGGAAUUCUUGGGCAAUGAUUUCGAUCUGGGGGCCUUGCAAGGGCAGCUUCCGGAUACUCCACCUUAUUCUGCAUCAGACUCCUGUUCUCCUCCGCAGAUCAAAGGUGCAUGCUGCCCAGCGGUGAGACCUGCAGCCGGGAGGACUCUAGCUACUUUUCUCCACUCCGCGGCUGCACCUGACUCGCUGCCUGCGCAGCUGCCGCAGAGCUCGCGUGAAAUGAGCAACUCUGCCCGCACCCACAGCGGCGUCCACAACUGCUAUCCAGGCUCCGGUCAUCUUACGACCCCCCCGGACCAUUGCGUGUCCUGCCGUCCGGGGAUAAGCCGUUCUUACCAUCAGCAGCCUCUGUGCCACAGCCCUGGAGCCUCGUUGCCACCAACCAAGAAGAGGAAGUGCACACAGGCGCUGGAGGAUUCCGGGGACCAUCAAGUGUGGGCCCACUGCUCCAGACCAAUGACAAAUAGGAGUCACAGCAGUGAAGUGCAAGACUACGACGGUGAGGGACAGAACAUGAUGCCUGUGGACCAGUGUUCUCCUACUCUGAAGUGGCAGCCGUAUCAAAGUGUUCCUUGGCACAGUUUGUUGAAUGGUCAUUACGAGAAACUACCCGAUGUAGGUUAUCGAGUUAUCACAGACAAAGGAUUUAAUUUUUCACCAGCAGAUGAAGCUUUUGUUUGCCAAAAGAAAAACCAUUUUCAGAUAACCAUCCAUAUCCAAGUUUGGGGAAGUCCAAAAUUUGUCCAAACCCAAAUGGGCCUAAAGCCAAUAGAAAUGUUUUACUUGAAAGCUUUUGGGGUUAAGGUAGAAGCCACCAGUCAAAUAAUUGCUAUUGAACAAUCCCAAGCAGAUAGAAGCAAAAAGAUUUUCAAUCCUGUUAAAAUCGACCUGCUAGCCGACCAGGUCACCAAAAUUACAUUGGGCCGCUUACACUUCAGUGAAACUACAGCAAAUAACAUGAGGAAGAAGGGAAAACCAAAUCCUGACCAGAGGUACUUCAUGUUGGUGGUUGGACUGUAUGCUGCUAACCAAGACCAGUUCUAUCUAUUGUCUGCCCACAUCUCUGAACGGAUCAUUGUAAGGGCCUCUAACCCUGGGCAGUUUGAAAAUGACAGUGAUGCAUUAUGGCAGCGAGGACAAGUUCCAGAAUCUGUUGUUUGUCAUGGUCGAGUGGGAAUCAAUACAGAUGCGCCGGAUGAGGCCCUGGUCGUCUGUGGCAACAUGAAAGUGAUGGGGACAAUUAUGCAUCCCUCUGACAGCAGGGCAAAGCACAAUAUCCAGGAGGUUGACACAAAUGAGCAGCUGAGACGAAUAGCCCAAAUGAGGAUUGUUGAAUACGACUACAAACCAGAGUUUGCAUCUUCAAUGGGAAUAAACACUGCCCAUCAAACAGGAAUGAUCGCCCAGGAGGUACGAGAGAUCCUGCCCAGAGCUGUAAAAGAGGUCGGUAAUGUCAUCUGUGAAAAUGGGGAGACGCUGGAGAACUUCCUCAUGGUCGAUAAGGACCAGAUCUUUAUGGAAAAUGUGGGCGCAGUGAAGCAGCUCUGCAAACUAACAAACAACCUUGAAGAAAGAAUAGAAGAGUUAGAAAUAUGGAACAGAAAGCUGGCCAGGCUAAAGCGGCUCAGUAGUUUGAAGUCUUCAGCCAGUGAAGCAAGCUCCAUCAGCAAAUUUAGCAGAGCUGUUAGUGCAUCUUCUCCAAGAAAGGCCAUUCCCAAAAAAACCAACAAGGUUUAUUUUUCAGGAAAAAACCAAUUGUGUCCUAACUGGAUUUUCCAGACCUUGGUUAUAACUCUCAUUGCUGUGAUGGCCUUUUGUGCCUUGACGAUAGUCUCCCUUUACAUCCUUAGCUUAAAAGAUCAAGACCGACAUGCCCCAAAUCUCUCUCUGAGCAACAUCACAAGCUCUCAGGAGCCAGCCCUGCCACCCACAGCCUCCCCCUCAGCACCUAAUACAUCUCUGGCAACCACACAGUCCUCCUUCCGAGUACCAGAAAUCACUUUCUGUGAGAUUCUGCCUUGUCAGGAGACUUACUGCUGCCCCAUCUGGGGAAACAGAAGAGUCCUCUCAAGUCUUGUGCAAAGGCGUUCCAACGAGGAAUUCCAUCAGAGGCCGUGGGCAGAAGACAGAAGCAUGUCAUUCCUGGCAAGAGAUGCGCUAACCAGCCCUGACUGGGGGACUGACUGGAUUGACACAACCAUUAGUUCUAUUCAGAUUAUGGAAAUCCAGCAAGUAAUAGAUCAUCGGUAUUGCAAUGGAGACCACCAGUGCGGCUCUGGAAACUACAAUUACAAUAUUCCUGUUAAUAAGCACACACCUGCCAAUGUCAAAUUCUCUCUGGAAAUCAACACAACAGAACCAUUGAUAGUCUUCCAAUGCAAUUUCACCCUCGGAAAUAUAUGUUUCCAUAGUAAAAGGGAAGCCAAAGGGAUACAAAGCCACCAAGAGGUCUCCCAGGAGAUGACACAGGGCUAUCAGCACAUUUGGAGCCUCCCUGUAGCCCCAUUCUUUGAUAGCACAUACCACUUCCGUGUAGCUGCACCGGAUUUAGCUGACUGUUCAACGGACCCUUAUUUUGCUGGGAUAUUCUUUACAGAUUACUUCUUUUACUUCUAUCGGCACUGUGUCUGAUGUAUUCGAAUUUGGUUGAGGACUUCGCCAAGGAAAAAUACUCAAAGAUACGGCGAACAGAAACAUAACUUCUUGCAAUCUCCUUCUUCUCUUUGUAAAACAUUCACAUUUAUUGCCAUAGGGCUUUUUCAAGCUUUGGCUUCUGACAGUU
Molecule: messenger RNA, 2881 nt
Organism: Prionailurus viverrinus (fishing cat)
Lineage: Eukaryota; Metazoa; Chordata; Mammalia; Carnivora; Felidae
Gene: MYRFL
Product: myelin regulatory factor like
Exons: 25
Coding region: 1-2730 (909 amino acids)
Biological process (GO): positive regulation of DNA-templated transcription; protein autoprocessing
Cellular component (GO): nucleus; endoplasmic reticulum membrane
Molecular function (GO): DNA-binding transcription factor activity; sequence-specific DNA binding
Source: RefSeq, a predicted model, not a curated record